GUCUUAUGUCGAUCUAUCACAGUGACAGUGACAGGAGGUUGGUGAUUAAUAUAAUAAAAUUAAAUAAUUAUUUUAUGAAUAAUAUAAAUAAUAAAUAUCAUUAAUAUCUUGUUAACAUUCUUCCUUGUCUGAAAUUACGGUCAUGAGCAGUCUCAAAGAAAACAUGGAAAAACUCAAACUGUAUCGAGAACAUAAUAUUCGUUAUAGUAGGGAAAUUACACAAGUCUGGAAUGAGACGAUUUCCUCAAAUAUUGACAAUUUGGGAAAAGAAAAACACAUCAUAUUAGAGCAAGUAUGUAUAGCAGCCAUUGACUGCUAUCAACUCAAGAUUGCAGAAAAGUGUAUCCAUGAAUUGUACAAAGAAUUUCCAAACAGUUCCAGAAUCAGAAUUCUAGAGUCUAUGUAUCAUGAGGCUGAUGAGAACUUCAACAGGGCCUUGCAGAUUUUGAAUGAUAUAGUGAAAAAAGAUAUUACUAAUAGUGCUGCCAGAAAAAGAAAAAUUGCAAUUUGCAAGGCACUUGGAAGGAAUACUGAGGCUAUCAAAGAAUUGGUAGAAUACCUGAAAAUAUUCAUGGCAGAUGUAGAAGCAUGGCAAGAACUCAGUGAACUCUAUAUUUCAGAACAUGAAUAUAGCAAAGCUGCAUUCUGUGUGGAAGAACUCAUACUGCACAAUCCACACAACCAUUUAUUGCAUCAAAGGUAUGCUGAUAUAAGGUACAGUCAGGGAGGAAUGGAAAACAUUGAAUUAGCAAGAACUUACUAUAAUCAGUCUUACAAACUCAACCCCAAGAAUAUAAGAGCAUUAUAUGGAAGUUAUUUGACAACUACAGCAUUGUUAAACAGUCAAAAAGUGUCAGGAAAGAAAAAAGAUGCAGCUGUCAAAGUUGUUGAUUGGUGUUUGAAGGAGAUAAAGAAGAGGUAUUCUGAAGUAAAAGUCUCAGAGAUUGAAGAAUCUCUGUCAGCACUAGAAAUUUAGGUAUCCAAAUUUAUAGAGAAACAAAAUGGUGUAGAUUAAUUUGCACUUCAUGCUUUAGAAAAUAUCGAAAUGUGUGAAUGUGGUGAUGUAGGUAAUUGUUGAAUGUACUGGUAUUGAACAAUAUAUUAC
Messenger RNA from Phaedon cochleariae (mustard beetle), 1105 nucleotides. The record is from the annotation of a GenBank genome assembly. NCBI's taxonomy places the organism in Eukaryota, Metazoa, Arthropoda, Insecta, Coleoptera, Chrysomelidae.